AUGUAUUGCAUGAAGGAGUUCUUCUAUACUGAAGAGGAAGGACUUAGUCAUGUACGCUCUCAGCAUCAUGGAAAAACCGUCACCCUAUUGCGAGAGUACCAUGACGAUAAAGAAAAACAGUUGGAAGAUGCGUUCUGUGCUCUCUUCCUUGCUGUUCGGGAAGGGCCGAAUUUCACCAUUGAACGUGCCGCUGCGAUCGAAAGGGCUGCUUUUAUGCAUCUACAGAAGUUUAAGCGAAUGCGAAUGAAAGUGCCUGAGUUUGCAACGAGAGCAAAGCCGAUGCGAGAUUUUGCAUCGCAAACGUUUGCUACGAUGGCUUCUCCUCAUACCAUGGUUCCUGCAAUGAAAUACUUGACACAACCGCGGCAAACAUUUGACCAGUUGCAACAUCAUCUUGAACCUUUGCACCAUCCUCAAAUUCAUCCCAUGAAAGUCAUGGAAAUGGACGAUUCUAAUGGACACCAGAGAUAUAUUCGUAUGAGCAAUGGUGAGCUAGCAGAGAUCAAUGAGCAGUAUGUUAUAGCAGAGGAUGAAGAAGGCCCUGUUGGUGAGUAUAUUGAAGUUGACUACGUUGACGAAAUAAUUGACGAAGGAGAAGGCCAAGAACGCGACGACAGAGAAGUGGUCGUAGAGCACUUAUCGCACCCUGGUGAUCACCAAGGCAUGGAAGAUCAGUACUAA
This is a messenger RNA of Haemonchus placei, 681 nucleotides long. NCBI's taxonomy places the organism in Eukaryota, Metazoa, Nematoda, Chromadorea, Rhabditida, Trichostrongylidae. The record is from the annotation of a GenBank genome assembly.